This is a messenger RNA of Tricharina praecox, 1357 nucleotides long. RefSeq names its product RNA pol II accessory factor, Cdc73 family-domain-containing protein. Gene Ontology annotation, biological process: transcription elongation by RNA polymerase II; positive regulation of transcription elongation by RNA polymerase II. Gene Ontology annotation, molecular function: RNA polymerase II complex binding. The transcript has 3 exons. Gene Ontology annotation, cellular component: Cdc73/Paf1 complex. The record is from RefSeq and is a predicted model, not a curated record. NCBI's taxonomy places the organism in Eukaryota, Fungi, Ascomycota, Pezizomycetes, Pezizales, Pyronemataceae. The coding region runs from base 107 to 1318 and encodes 403 amino acids.
ACAGGAACAGGGACAGGAACAGGGACAGGAACAGGGACAGGAACAGGCCCAGCAAGAACUCUGCCACCGCGCCCGCCCGCCGCCGCCCCCGCAACCUAACCUAACCAUGACGUCCCCGCCGCCCGCCGAUGCGCUCCUACUACUACGAGCGUCGGUCGCAGCUUCCGUGUCGCCAGUGCUCACACCGACCAGCAGCCUGGACACAGCGUCGGCGCUGACGUUUCCGGCGCUAUUGCCGCUGUCGAGCGCGCCCACGACGAUCCCGCUCAGCACGCUGACGCGCUUCAUCAAGGACUCGUCGGCCGUCGACCUGCGCUCCAUCUUCUUCGCGUGGCUGCAGCGCGAGACAACUAUUACGGAGUAUAUCGCCUCCGCGCAGGCCAUGGGUGUUACUCACCUCGGCUUCAUUGAGCGCCUAGAGCUGGUUACUUAUGUCGAGGGCGGCCAGGAGGAGAGUGAUCAUAUUCUGCCGCUCGCGACGAGGGGUGCGGGUGCUGCUGGUGGUGCUGCUGGUGCAGAGGUGGGAAGGGGCGCAGGCGCAGACGGCGCGGAGAAUAGGCCCGGUGACGGCAAGAGCGGCGGCGCCAGUGCGCUGCUGGGCAAGGUUAGGAAUACGGACCCCAGGCUGCUGGAGAUUUAUGCCGGCGAGCGCGUCGUUACCAAUAGGAAUGUUAUGUUGAGGGGGAUUAAGCCGACGGAUUUCUCCCACGUACGGAAACAGGCUGAAGACUUCAUCUCGCGCCUGCGAGCCGCCGGCGGUAACAACGCCAACGCCAACGCCACCACGAGCAUCGGCAAGCCCAACCCGACCAACCGAAAGAAGCGACGGCAAGACCCGAUCAUCCUGCUGUCGCCGUCGGCCAGCUCGCUCUUGACGAUGGCGAACAUCAAGUCGUUCCUUGAGGACGGGGUCUUCAUCCCUACGUCGGAGAGCACGAGCACGCCGAGCAACUUCCUUCGUGUGUCGCGGCUGCUCCCCUCGAUCCACGCCAGCACGCCCAUCCGCUUCGACGUGGUCGACUCCGCCGACAAGUUCAAGCCCGAGUACUGGGACAAGGUGGUCGCCGUCUUUACCACCGGCCAGGAGUGGCAGUUCCGCGCGUAUAAGUGGGGGAAUCCUGUAGACCUCUUCCGCGAGGUCCGCGGAUUCUAUGUCGGCUGGGAGGGCGAAAUGGUCCCGGAUACCGUCAGGAAGUGGGGCGGCGUCCAGGUUUUUCAGGUCGAGAGAGGCCGCCGCUUCAGGGAUCGCGAAAUGUGUGAGAAGUUUUGGGAGAAUGUCGAGAGGUGGAUGAAGGUUAAGGGGUGGGGGGGUAGGUAGUAGGUAGUCGUAGGUAGUCGGGGGGCGGGGGCGUUUCUU